Ilyonectria robusta is the source of this 673-nucleotide messenger RNA. RefSeq lists its product as uncharacterized. The transcript has a single exon. The record is from RefSeq and is a predicted model, not a curated record. The coding region runs from base 1 to 627 and encodes 208 amino acids. NCBI's taxonomy places the organism in Eukaryota, Fungi, Ascomycota, Sordariomycetes, Hypocreales, Nectriaceae.
AUGGACGGUCCGACCUCACCCACGCCCCGGAGCAAGAUGGCUCUGGCUCCUGCCAACACGCACUAUCUUGGAGACUCGACGAGUCAUCACACGCGCACCUUCAGAGACAACAAGAAUUCGGGGCACAAGUUCAAGCCCUUGACUACCGUUCCCACCAUCCCCGAGCCUCCCUUGACUACUCUUCCCAUCCGCCCCGAGCUCCCCUUGCGCACAGGCGAUCCUUUCGAACCGCAAUCAUUCGCGAGGUACUACGACCAACGACCCGUCAACCGCCGCAAGGGAGUGCCUCCGCGAAUCAUGACUUCUUCCAAGAAGCCAUAUGUGCCCGACCGGCGCAUGCUGGAGCGCCUGGAGUGGACGCGCCAACAAAGGCGCAUUCUAGCCCAAAUCCGUGACGACACAACUCAAUUCGGCGACUUGGACGCGCGGAGUCCGCCAUACGAGGCACCUCGCUCCCCCAUUGCAAAGGUGCAAGAGAAAACCUGGUCUGAUCAACUUCGCGAGGACGUGUUCUUUGCUGCGCGGGCCGGCGCUAUUGUCAUCACCUUUUUCUUGACAAUGGUGUGUGGUCUCGCGAUUUUCGGGGCGUUCCUACAAUAUGGAAUCGGUGUUCGACAAGACCGGUGAGAAGAGAGGGUUUCUUCUUUUGUCGUAUCAGAUUGCUACGGUUUUG